AUGUCGACCGCGAAUGUCGAACAGAGCGCCAUGGAACUGCGCCUGCCGGACCUGCCGCCCAAGCCAGAGCCCCCGGCGCUAGAUGCAACGCUGCUGUCGCGCGACCAGGUGCAAGAAAUCAUCGACGCGUACGAGCGGCGCGAGCAAGCACUCGAGAUGCACAUCGCCGCGCUCUCGUUCGAGCCGCAUCGCUGCCUUGCACUUGCCGAUGCUGCAGCUAGUGGCGGACCAGAGAAUGGGGAUGCGCCACACGCGAGCCAGGAACCACGCGACCCAGUGCUGGGGGUACGUCUCUUGCAGCGGAUGGACGUGCUCCAGAAAGAGAACGAUGACCUGACUGCACGCAUGCAAGAGCUCAUUCAGUCGACUUCUUUUGUGCAACUACAGAAGCAAGAGGAAGAGAUCUAUGCCUAUUCCGGGGACGACGACCCGGAGCCGGGCGUGGCAGAGCAGGAAGCACAAGAUCCGCCCAUCUACUACCCUGACUUUAGCGCAUACUUGUAUGCUGGUGAUGGCUGUGUCCCUGAGCCGUCGGUAUCCGAAGAUGUUGAGGGAGCGGACGAAGCGUCGGACGUGUGGCACCUGUCGUCGGUGAUGGGCGAUCCCGUGGCUGUGGAUGCUGCGCGGCUGCCCAAGAACGAUGCAUUGCUUGACACGCUUGCGCAAAGUGUGCACCUCUUGAACGGCGAUACGGAGGAGGCCGUCUACAGAGCCAGCGGGGGCUAUGAGCAGGAUGCAUCGGUGUCCAAGUCUGCGUCUGCAUCCGACAUCAAGUCACAGUACUAUGAUCUCGUCAAGACAUUGCACCCCGACCGUGCAGCGUCCAAGCCACUCGACAAAAAAGAAUAUGAGCGGCGUCUGGAAAAGUUUCGAUCGGUGGUCAAAGCGUACGACUUGCUCAAAGAUCCAAAGAAGCGGGCUAUGUAUGACAAGUUCGGCAUGGGAUGGGAAUUUGAUGUAUCCAGUGUCAUGGCGCAGGCUGAGCGUCAGCGCUAUACAUGGGCAGCCCGCGGUCAGUUCCGACCUCGUACGCAGGCCGAGUGGGACCACUGGCACAUGUGGUCCGAGGUCCUGCGUCGCACGCAUACGCGUGGGCAUGGGCAUGCGUGGCAAAAGGCAGCGCAAGGCCGCUACUCUGCCGAUGGCUUCUACGGUUUUCCGGAAAUGUCCAGAGAAGAGGCCGAGCGUCGUGCGAAAGAGGCGAUGCCGUUGAACCAACGCGUCUACAUGGCGGUCUUUGUCGUCGCAUGGAUCCUGGCCAUUUUCCAGAUCCAACGUGUGAAUUAUAUCGGCAUGCAAGAAGUCGAGGCCUCCGCACGACGGUCCCAGGAGGUGGCCAAGAACCUCGAAAUGGCACGCGAAAAUGCACGGAGCACCGAGGGCCAGGUCCGACAGCGCGCUUUGAUGGAGCGCGUGCGGCAACAAAAGAUGGCGCGCGAGCCGAGCACUGUGCUGGCACUCCCUCCUAUUGAUACCCAAAAGGCAUGA
Molecule: messenger RNA, 1488 nt
Organism: Malassezia japonica
Lineage: Eukaryota; Fungi; Basidiomycota; Malasseziomycetes; Malasseziales; Malasseziaceae
Exons: 4
Coding region: 1-1488 (495 amino acids)
Biological process (GO): protein refolding
Cellular component (GO): cytoplasm
Source: RefSeq, a predicted model, not a curated record